AUGGCGCUCUGCAAGCACAUGCUUCAAACCGGUGCCAAUUUCGCGUUUCUCUACGCCAGCUUCCGACAAAACCUCUACUCGCCUUCUUCGACGAGCAACAAUGGAUAUGGGCUCUUCAGCAGGCAGAUUUCGGGACUGGUCAAACCGAAAGGGAAUCGCGCAUUUCUCGUGGACACUUUGGCUUUGGUUAGGGGUUUGGAGGCCAAAGGCGUGCCGACGAAGCAGGCGGAGGCGAUCACAGCUGCGAUCACUGAAGUUCUGAACGAUAGCUUGGAGAAUGUGUCUCAUGCUUUUGUUUCCAAAGUGGGAAUGCAGAAGUGGGUGGGUCCCAUAUUGGUCUCUUUCUAA
This is a messenger RNA of Prunus avium (sweet cherry), 348 nucleotides long. RefSeq lists its product as uncharacterized. Lineage: Eukaryota; Viridiplantae; Streptophyta; Magnoliopsida; Rosales; Rosaceae. The record is from RefSeq and is a predicted model, not a curated record. Gene Ontology annotation, cellular component: mitochondrion.